UACAAUCUGUCGCAGGCUACACGGGGGAGCUUUGUCUUUGUACUUGAUUACGGGAAUCGAUUCCGCUGUUUCGUGUGGGGGGAGGGAAUCGAUUCUCUCAUUCGGUAACAGAGGCGAUGGCGUGGUCGUUGACGCCGCUGCUGCUGCCGCUGCUGCUGCUGUGGUUGUCCAGCAACGUUGGCCUUCUGGAAUCUUCUCCUCUGUCACAGGAACAUGUGGAUUUACUGCCGGCAUUCAAGGAAUUCAUUUGGAAGCACAACAAGACGUACAAAGAUGAAGGAGCUGAGAAGAUGCGGUACGAAGUCUUCCGGGAAAAUUGGCAUCGGAUUCAAAAGCUGCAGGAAAUGGAGCAGGGCUCUGCAGUGUACGGAAUCACCAAAUUCAGCGACCUUACAGAGGAGGAGUUCCGCGCGCUCCACUUGAACCCGGUUCUGUCGCGGCCCAGGGAAGUCGGUCUCCGUCAAGCCCAGAUCCCCCCAGGUCCCAUUCCGCCGGCGUUCGACUGGCGGGACCACGGCGCCGUCACGGAGGUCAAGAACCAGGGAGAAUGUGGCUCCUGCUGGGCUUUCUCUGUGACUGGAAACAUCGAGGGGCAGUGGGCCAUCAAGAAAGGAAGCCUGCUGUCACUCUCCGAGCAAGAGCUGGUGGACUGCGAUAAGCUGGACUACGGGUGUGGUGGAGGACUGCAGAUGAAUGCUUACAAAACGAUACAAGAGCUCGGGGGGCUGAUGACGGAGAACGACUACUCCUACAAGGGGGACAUGGAGCAGUGCGGCUUCUCCCAGGCCAAAGUCCGGGCGUACAUCAACGGAUCCGUCUCCAUUUCCUCCGACGAAGACGAGAUGGCAGCGUGGCUCGUAAAGCACGGACCGAUUUCCAUCGCGCUCAACGCCCUGGGCAUGCAGUUUUACAAGCAUGGGAUCGCUCACCCGUGGAAGAUUCUGUGUUGGUCGUGGGAACUGAACCAUGCUGUUCUGAUAGUGGGCUACGGCAUAGAGAAAGGCGUGCCGUUCUGGAUCAUCAAAAACAGCUGGGGAGUGGGGUGGGGCGAGGAGGGCUAUUACCGCGUCUUCCGUGGCGACGGGGUGUGCGGCCUCAACAAGGUCUGCUCGUCUGCCGUGGUGGACCGGGAGUGAGCGAGCGUCGGGCACGCGGACGACGCCGUCGCUGGCGCCGUCGCUGGGCUGGGCUCGUUCCCGUACGGCGGUCCGGGGUGGGGAGGUGGGGGACAACCGAGGAUCGCGUGCGUCGAAAGGAAAAGCCCCUUUUUGCUGAUCCGGGUCGUUCUCUCGGUGCCACUUGCUAGGUUUUCGCUGUCGUGGCAUACGACCCUCCACGGGGGGUGGGGGGCAUCUAUCGCAAGAUGUUCGUCACCAUGUCUGACGUUUCGCACCCCCCCCCCACCACCACCCCCCUCGCGUGCUGGGAGCUUCUUGAGGGACAGUUCAGUCGUUCCGGCAACAGAGUUGAAGAGCUUAGGAAGUGAGUUGUCACGUCGGACUGCAUGUUUUAGAACCCGAAAGCACACAGGAGAGAGCGUCACCUUGCUUAUGUAUGAUCUGGAUCUAUUACCGUUUGUGAUGUAGCACUUGAUCAGAGUAAUGUCUUUUGCCAUCUAUGUAUGUGGUGACAAAUGUGUUCUCAACUUGCUUUGCUCUUGAUAGGGAUCAUUCGCACAGACCCCCUCUGCGUUGUUUAUCAUCUGAAUCUUUUCCGAUUCAGAGACGUCCGGCAAGUCGCAGGGGUGGGUCCCGUUCAUCGCCGAUACUCGGAACGUGCAAGCGGUUGGGCGUUAAAUGAGCCACCUCCAUAAAUAGCAACCGACUCAAACUCCCGAUGCAAGUUAGACGGGAAUAAUUCGGAGAGGGGAAACACAAAUACGGGAUUCGGAAAUGUUCAUGGCUCGAAUUAUGAAUCCAAUUUUUUCUUACUAUUUUUACACGAGCAUAAUUAACUUUAUGUGGGGGGUGGGGGCGUUUUAACGCAACACGACGAUGUGACAACAGAGGCAUGUGGUAGGAAGCCCGCGGUCAGAAUUCCCCCGCGGCUUUUUGGAUGACGCAAGACGCUCAAUUAUUGCAUGAGCAAGCAACUUUAAAUUUGGAAGCACUUAAACAGCAGAGCGUAGGAGAUGGGGUGUGUAGCCCACGCAAGUUAAUUAGGGCCUCUGGGGGACUGACACCGCAAUAUGUUCUUCGCUGAUAGUGAAUUCUUUAUUUACGCUCGACGCACUGAUUAUUGUUAUAUGCCAAGUCUUGCUUCAAGUACUGUUCUGCGCCAGUUGGAAAUUGGCUCCCUGGUCAGUACGUGCCACCCACUGGGCUAUGCAAACAUGCGAUUUGUGCUGAUCGUGCAGAAGUAUUUUCAUUUUGUAAUCAAUAUUGGCUAUAAAUUGUGUUGCAUUGUUCGAGAUGACAGAAUAAGAAUUUCCUUACGGCCUACAAGCGGGGCCAGGUGAUUGUAAAGAUAAUCAUACAAGGUUUCAGCAAGCAGGACCGUAAUUGCGCCGUCAAACACUAGGUAUUCGCGAUUGUGCUGCUGGUUUUUGGAUUGAUCAAAAUGUCCACUAUUCAGGCUGUCACGGGACAUGCCAAGGCAUCAUGGUCAGAGUAAUGCCUUUUGCCAUCUAUGUAUGUGGUGACAAAUGUGUUCUCAAUUUGCUUUGCACUUGUUAGGUAGAGGUCAUUCAUCUGAAUCCUUUCCAAUUCAGAGACGUCUGCAAGUUGCAGGGGUGGGUCCCGUUCAUCGCUGAAUCUCGGAACGUGCAAGCGGUUCGGCGUUAAUUGUAUUUAGACAGGCGUAGCGCCAUUGAUUUUAAAGACGUUUUACUCACCGCAGAGAACCGUAGCGACACGACCGCCACUCUACGAUAGCUGGCGCCAAACUGUCCCACAGGCCCUCCCGCAUGGCCUUGUGGGAGCCUCUGUACCGAUAAAGUUAUUUCAUUUUAGUUUUCCUUUUUUAUUCCAUUUCGAUCAUGUACACGUACGUCAUCGGAACGAAAUCAGAAGAAAAACUGAUGACGCACACGGAUUGGGAAAGGGUUUUUUUUACUCGGUUUUACUGAUGUGCGUUGGAGGGAGGGUGGGUUACACGAUCGGCCACUAUACAAAGUGCGAGCGUGUUUUACCGAAAGAGCACUUGGGAGCGGUGACAAUGGUUAGCAUAUCGCACUGCGAACCUGCCGAUCAGAGUUCUAUUGCCAGCCGCGGCCAAAAUCGGUGGCGAGUGAUAUUGGGAAUCAGUCCUACCCCCACCCCCAACCAUUCACCAACCUGCACUGACCAGCGUGGUUAGAAACGCACGUCCAUUUCUGGUGUGCGGAUGCCUUCAUUCACUCACUGGUGGAUUGAAAUGGCUGGAGUGGAUUGCAUUCUUUAUUAUUGCCAAGAUGUUUCAUCGCUUUCCAAAGUGACCGAAUUUAUACCCAACGCAGCCAAGAGGGGGCAGCACUGUCAAAAGUAUCCUGGCCAGGCUACUUGCCGAACCACGGCACGUUGACUUUGGAAUCUCACAAUCUCCUGUGGACCCUGUGCCGUUUGCAAAUGACGUACAUCAACAUCUACUCCCUUCUCGUCAUGUAUCUCCCAGCGCUCGACACAAUCGUCGGUGUUACUUUUCCAGCAAUUUUUAACGGGCCCGUGCCGGAUAAGGGGUCGUGCAUAAAUGACGUCACGCACCUGGGGGGGGGGGUGGGGUCAGACAUUUGUGACGAUGUGUGACUAGGGGGGGGGGGUGUUUGAGAAAUGUGACGUCACAUCAAAAUGCGCAACUUUAAAUAAAUAUAGACAACACGUUCUACUUCAAUCGGAAUAAAAACUGACGACGUACACGUCAUCGGAACGGGAAAGGGUUUAAUUGGCCAGAACUUGACCGAUACAUAGGCAACGUGUAGAACAACAUCUUGGUAAACGCGACGAUCUCGCCCUGAGGAUCGUGUCGGGCUACUACCACGUGGCCCAAAAGGAAAUCGGGGUCAUUGUAUAUACUCCACACUGCGGGUCCGUUUAUGGUAAAAUAUUUCCACAUUUAACUUUUCAUUAAAAUGAAAAUCACACAGAACAGCAUGCUUCACGCUUUUUCAUUGGUGACAUGGAAUUGUGGGGUGACUGUAGACUUGGGUUGUUUUUAACUAUAUCGGUUCUGUUGAUUGCUUGUAUUGAGGCGAAUUUAAUAGUACUGCUGUUAAGUCAUCGUGUAAUUGUAGUCGUAGUAAUAGGUUUUUACCCUUUUAUCUGGUUCAAAAACUGACACCUUUAUACAAGGGAUCAUGUUUGCAAUAACCACAACACAAGCAGUCAAAAUGUAAACAAAAAUAAACAACUCCGAUAAUGAUAUGCACUGUCCUUGAAGUUGAUUGGUUCACACCCGAGACAGCUUUUCUUAGAGCCUAGUCUCCAUUGGUGUUGGACCAGAUGACGCCAGUGUCAUCGUGUAAUAGUUUAGAUUCAUGUGACGCUGUUUAACUAGGGGCCUGAACACUGGGAAUAUUACGAUGAUCUUUGGUUCUUUUGGUAAAGUCACUUAGGUGAAUUUUUUUUAUUUAAUCACGACGUUUCGAUUGCAACACAAGCAAUCAUUUUUUUUACUGAAGUAAGCACUUAAGUAAAACAAAUUAUUGCUGUGGUUGUCACACCUGAUGACGAUUGCUUGUGUUGUAAUCGAAACGUCGUGAUUCAAUUUAUUUAUUUUUAAUUUUUUUUUAAAUUUCACCUACGUGACUUUACCGAAAGAACCAAAGUAUGGAUCCUUGCAGUCACGAAAACUUCAAAUCUAGAAUAUUACGAUUAUAGGGUUUGCCACUCAAGAGUAGCGUUCUUCAAGACAGUUUUGAACAGCGCUGCGUUUGAGUUCGCAUGGGUACGUCAAUUACCAAGGGCAGUGCGUUUGCAGUGGGGUUUUUUAAGAUACAAUGUUUUACAGAAAAAAAUACAGGUUUUUUCAAGUGAUGUUUUGCGCUCAUGUAAUACGUUAUAUACAUUAACGAUGAUGGUUUCAUUUAUGUUGGCGACUAAUCGGUAGCAAUUAUUAUAACAAUGCAAGCCUGUUAUGACAAGUUGAUUAAAUGAGUUGUUAUUUACUGCACUCGCAUGCUAUGUGAGAACAUUUCUAACACAUUAAAAUCUCAAAGUAUGCUUCCAUUA
This is a messenger RNA of Lethenteron reissneri (Far Eastern brook lamprey), 5144 nucleotides long. It is a transcript of the gene CTSF, whose product is annotated as cathepsin F. Gene Ontology annotation, biological process: proteolysis. The record is from RefSeq and is a predicted model, not a curated record. Gene Ontology annotation, molecular function: cysteine-type peptidase activity. Lineage: Eukaryota; Metazoa; Chordata; Hyperoartia; Petromyzontiformes; Petromyzontidae.